This is a messenger RNA of Neohortaea acidophila, 1084 nucleotides long. RefSeq lists its product as uncharacterized. Lineage: Eukaryota; Fungi; Ascomycota; Dothideomycetes; Mycosphaerellales; Teratosphaeriaceae. The transcript is spliced from 2 exons. The record is from RefSeq and is a predicted model, not a curated record. The coding region runs from base 242 to 1036 and encodes 264 amino acids.
AUCUCCUUUGAGCAGCAAGUCUGUCAACGUGGCUACGCCAUCAACUCGUCCUUCGGUGCAGCUCGCGACCAACCGUCCCCCUCCGAUUCCCAGCUGGGACGCGUUCGCCAAACAGCCAGUACCUUCGGCCACUGUGAAGACAGGCAAUGGUGCUGCGACAGUGCAGACUCAGACGACGAAUCGCACCCACGCACACCCGGAAACCCUGGCUGUGACCAAGGAGCAGGAUGUCGACGCGACCAUGGAGCAGGAUGUCGACGCUCGUUCCGCCUUCGCCAACCAUGCAAAGUCGUUGCGGAAUGGUACAGAGGGAUCCAAAAUGCCGCCUCAUCUCAAAUACCAGGCCGCGGCAGCAGGGAUUCCGCAGAGAAAGACGCCUGUGCCUGCAGCGGCUGGCGGGGUUUUGUCCAAUUUGAACAACGUGCAUGUCGGGACUGCGGCGAGUCAAAUGUCCCCUUCACCUGCCAAAAGUGUCGCUGCCCCGAAAGUGGCCGAUGUGGUGCCCACCUCUCCCAGCAAGAAGAGGAAGACCGAGUCGCUGGAUGCGGUCGAGAAGCAGGUCGCCAUCAACAGCACUAGCACUACCGCCGUCGCCGCCGCCGCUUCCUCGUACGGAGGGUCGAAGACCAAUGGCGAAAUGAAUGACACCAAUGGCAUCAUUGCAGCAGUCCAACUGGAGCUGUCCGCCGUCACCAAACGCUUGACGACGUUGGAGCUCGAAUUCCAGAAGCAGGUCGAGACAUUGAUGCAAGCGGAGGAGCGUCGCGUGUUCCUUGGAACGAGCAGUGCGAAGGCACCAUUCGGGCUGGAAGUGAAGCUCUCAAACGGCAGCACCUGCGUCGUCCAAGCUCACCAGGAGCUCAAAGUGGCCGAUCUGGUGCGUCGCAUUCGAUGCAAGGCCAACCUCUCUCAUGAGGUGACGAAGAACCCCACGAUCAUUGUCAACGGUCAGGAAGUCGGACACGGCAUGAUGCUGGGUGAGGUUGGAGUGGGAUCAGACAAGCAGGUGAGUGUCGACUUCCGCUUCAGCGGAUGAGAGACAUUGGGUGAGGCAGAAUGGCAGAUCACCGUGGACUGGGUGACA